Molecule: messenger RNA, 2182 nt
Organism: Salarias fasciatus (jewelled blenny)
Lineage: Eukaryota; Metazoa; Chordata; Actinopteri; Blenniiformes; Blenniidae
Product: heterogeneous nuclear ribonucleoprotein C
Exons: 7
Coding region: 151-780 (209 amino acids)
Cellular component (GO): nucleus
Molecular function (GO): RNA binding
Source: RefSeq, a predicted model, not a curated record
CACGCACAACCAGCUCAACACAAACUCCCUCUUUCACACACACACAUCUACCGAGAGUGACGACAGAAGAAGACAGUCACAAGAAAGAAGCAAAGAAUCCCUCGGCUUUCCUGUCCAGUCUGAGUCCUCUGGUUCUUUCGCAUCCCUGAUAUGACCCUGUUCAGCCCAAGAUACAUGAGCAUGAGUGGAGAGUUGAAGUCAAGCCGCUCGAGGGCAGCCAGUAAGAGGGCCAGCAACACCACUUACGGAUCUGAGUUGGACCUGGACUAUGACAGCUAUCACGAGGACUACUAUGACAGGGUGUACGACUACCAGCGUGUGCCAGCAUCCAUCUCUCCCCUACCUCUGGGACCCAGUCUGGCCAAGCGAUCUCGUUCCUCCUCCUAUUCCUCCGGGCACAGACGCAGCCGAGACAGAACCCACUCAAAAAGCUCCAGAGCCCAUUCCUCCAGUUCAGCCACAGCCAAGUUGGGGAUGGAGGAGUUGCAGGUGAUUAAAAAGGAGCUGACUCUGAUAAAGACACAGAUCGAUGGGCUGCUCGACAGUCUUGACAGGAUGGACACACAGAGGAAUGACCACAAAGGGUCUCCCCUGAGAGAGGACAGUCCAGCUGGCUCGCCGUACGCUGUGUCCGCCAGCAGUCCCGAGCACUCCCUGUCCUCCCUCUCCCCUCCGAGCUCCCGUCAUCGAAUCCACCGGGAGAACUCUGGCCUGAGGGAGCCGGACGACGACCACCACACGAUGAGCAACCACAGCUUUGACCCCGAGGAGGAAAUAUGAAGAGAAAAUAUGAGAAAAAGACGUGGACUAAGUGCCAAACAUGGAGGAAGAGAACAUAAAUCAUCACGCUAACGCCCAUAUCAGAGGCUGAGUGUUGAGUGUACAUAUCAUCCAGAGCGUUCAGUUAGAACACAGCAGUUUGGUUUUUGUGACAGCUGAUUCUUAAAUACUGGUGAAAAUGACUUAGAAACAGCGUGAGAACUUUUUAUCAGAGCUUGUUUGGUUGCGUGGACACGAGGAGCGCUGGUCAUUUCGAAAUCCAGAAGCAAAGUGAUGAAUUUUAGCUUCAUAAACAAGAUGAGCCAUUUACACUUUAUGAAUAGACGUGUAUGAACAGCAGUGUUCCUGUAUAAAUGAAGUUAUUGUAGCAUUACAAAAUACUUAAACAGCUAUCUAAACCAACACCAGGUUAUUUGAUGAACAGACCAGACAACACUGAACGAUACACACUCUGCUCUUUCAACAGCUUCCCUUCUAAUAAAUAAAAACAAGGCAUUGAUGAAUUAAAAAUUAUUUUCUCUUUGAAAAUUCUCGCUAAUAUGAUUUUUUUCAUGAGUUAAUGCACAAUCAGAAACCAGUAUAUUAAUGAGGCACCAACUAUUUAGGGAAAAUUUCACACAACUUGGCUUCAGAUUCCAUUUUACCCUGGAUCUUAUGAGCUCGUACAAUCACACAGCAUUCUUUAUCGUGUCAGCGCCCCUCAAAUAAACUCUUUUGUGAUUUAUUGUUUACACCCACAUUUUCUCAUUAUUUCUAGAUAAAGGAAGCUGCAUUGUUAUUCCAGGAGAAACAUUUUCAUCAGCUUCAUUGGAGAUUGUAACUGUUAUAUCUGCCAUACUUUAUGUACUCUGAGUGUAUAAGAUUGGGGGGGGUUCAAAACUAGAUUUGCUCAUAUCAAAAAAAGCUUUGGUACUUCCUGGAAACUGGAGCUGUUGUGGAAAACUCCCGGUUGCUUCUGUUCUCGUUUGUUGGUGAGAUUGGACGUAUUCGCCAGUGUUUAGUUUCACUGUAAAGUUUUGACAUUGCAGAAUCAGCUUUUCUUUUUUUUUUUUUUUUUUCGUAAAGCAGUCUGGGGCUCCGGGGGAAUACAUGUUGGGAACUGCUGUAUUAGAGGGAUGUCAGAACUCUCUUCCGCCAUGUAUUUGGCACUUUAAAAUGUGCAGAGGGCCAGGUCAGUCUGUGAUAUUGUGUAUUAUUGUAUACUUCACUGUAAUUGAUGAACUGUCUGACUUUAAUCUUGUUUUAGGACGUCUCAUGUGUUUUUUAAAGACGAUUCUGAUGUUAUUAUAAUUCUUAUGGUCUGCCAUGCUUUUGUUUGCAUUCUUGAAAUGAGCCCAAAUGGAAUUUCUCAUUGUCACAGUAGUAAAAGUAUUUUCAUAUUGAGUAUAAACGCAGUCCGGAG